GCAGGAUGCUUCUCCUUAAAUCCUUUUGCGUCGGCUUCCGCCUCUCACGCCGUGGGCCAAUCCACCUACUCCACCGCUCUCGCCGCCGCUGCCGCCUCCUCCUCUCCGUCCUCCCUCAGGCCGCCAUGGGUUCUGUGGCCGGCGACACCGCCCGCCUGUCCUACCCGCCGGCCCGCCGCGACGAUUCCGUCGUCGACAUGUACCAUGGGGUCCCUGUUGCCGACCCUUACCGCUGGCUGGAGGACCCAGAGUCGGAAGAUACCAAGGAAUUCGUGGCCAGUCAGGCGGAGCUAGCGGAGUCUGUGCUCGCCGGCUGCGCCGACAGGGAGAACCUUCGCGGUGAGGUCACUCGCCUCUUCGAUCAUCCCCGCCACGGGGUGCCGUUCCGCCGCGGGUACAAGUACUUCUACUUCUACAACUCCGGACUUCAGGCCCAGAGCGUGCUCUACGUGCAGGAUAGUUUGGAUGGGGAGGCAGAGGUUCUUCUGGAUCCAAAUACACUAAGCAAGGAUGGGACAGUGGCUCUUUCAACAUAUUCUGUUAGCAAGGAUGGCAAGUACAUUGCUUAUGGCCUAAGUGAAAGUGGCAGCGAUUGGGUCACUAUUCAUGUCAUGAAUGUUGCUGAUAAAGAACCAUUGUCUGACAAAUUGUCUUGGGUGAAAUUCACAUCUAUCAGUUGGACCCAUGAUGGGAAAGGUUUUUUCUAUGGUCGAUAUCCUGCACCCCGAGAAGUAGAAUUGGAUGCUGGAACUGAAACAAACAUUAAUCUUAAUCAUGAGAUAUAUUACCAUGUGGUGGGGUCGGAUCAAUCAGAGGAUAUAUUGUGCUGGAAAGAUCCUGAACAUCCUAAGUAUACCUUUGGUGUGUCGGUCACAGAGGAUGGAAAGUACAUCAUACUAGGUAUUCAUGAAGGUUGUGAUCCUGUCAAUAAGCUGUACUACUGCAAAAUUUCUACUCUUGCUCAAGGGAUAGAGGGUUACAAAGAAUCCAAGGAGAAUCUUCCAUUUGUCAAGCUUAUAGACAACUUCGAUGCCCAAUAUGAAGUUGUGGCAAAUGAUGGUGAUGAAUUUACAUUUUUGACCAAUAGAAAUGCUCCUAAGAACAAGCUUGUAAGAGUAGAUAUCAAGAAGGAAGAAUUGUGGACUGAUAUUCUUCCUGAGCAUGAAAGAGAUGUGCUUGAGUCAGCUGAUGUGGUUAAUGGUAACCAGUUAUUGGUGUGUUAUAUGUCAGAUGUUAAGCAUAUACUUCAGAUAAGAGACCUUGUAACUGGGAACUUGCUUCAUAAGUUGCCUCUAGAGAUUGGUUCUGUUUCAGAGAUCUCCUGUAGACGGGAAGACACAGAAGUCUUUAUUGGCUUCACAAGCUUUCUUUCCCCUGGUAUUAUUUACAGGUGUAACCUCACAGCUGCAAUCCCAGAAAUGAAGAUAUUUCGUGAAAUUUUGGUUCCUGGAUUUGAUCGAACAAAAUUUGAGGUUAAGCAGAUUUUUGUCAAUAGUAAGGAUGGAACCAAGAUUCCCAUGUUCGUAAUGUCAAACAAAGAUAUUGAACUUGAUGGGUCACAUCCAACUUUGUUAUAUGGUUAUGGUGGAUUCAACAUAAGUCUUACUCCUUCUUUCAGUGUUAGUCGUGUUGUUUUAUGCAAGAACAUGGGUUUUGUUGUCUGUGUUGCAAACAUUCGGGGAGGUGGAGAAUAUGGGGAAGAGUGGCACAAAGCUGGAGCACUCGCAAUGAAACAAAACUGUUUUGACGACUUCAUUGCCUGUGCUGAACUACUCAUUUCUGCUGGUUAUACUAGUUCCAGGCAGUUAUGUAUUGAAGGUGGAAGCAAUGGUGGUCUUCUGAUUGCUGCUUGUGUUAAUCAGCGGCCUGAUCUCUUUGCGUGUGCUCUUGCUCAUGUUGGUGUAAUGGACAUGCUCCGUUUUCACAAGUUCACUAUUGGUCAUGCCUGGACUACAGAUUAUGGUUGUUCAGAUAAUGAAGAAGAAUUCCACUGGCUUAUCAAAUAUUCUCCCCUUCAUAACGUGAGGAGACCUUGGGAGCAAAGUUUUGGUAGCGGUUGUCAGUAUCCAGCAAUCAUGCUGUUGACUGCUGAUCACGACGAUCGUGUUGUGCCAUUGCACUCGUUGAAGUUGUUAGCAACAUUGCAGUAUGUCUUGUGCACUAGCAUUGAGGACCCACCACAGGUCAAUCCGAUUAUUGGUCGCAUUGACCGCAAGUCAGGGCAUGGAGCUGGCAGACCAACUAAAAAAAUGAUUGAUGAGGUCGUGGAUCGAUAUAGCUUCAUGGCAAACAUAUUAGGUGCUUCAUGGACGGAAUGAUUGAUUUUGUCCUUCAUAAGGCGGAGAUGGUGAGUAGUGGUCAAUGCAAUGGUGCAUGCAAUCCCAUAAAAAAGGCCCCCUUUGGAACGAAGGAUUUGUGGAUGAAUUGUGUAGUGUUCAAAUCCUAUAAAAAUACUCUUGUUUGGUCCUUUGGAGCGAAGGAUUGAAUCCUUCAAAAUCAAAUGAAAUUCCUUUGAAAUGGCUCAAUGCAUGAAUAUUGUAUAAAGGAAAGUUAGCAUGAGUUUUAACUUUUUGGAAAAUUUCCUUUUGAGUCUCUCCGCAAAUUGCUGUUUUUUUUUUCUUCCUUUGGCCUAUUCAAACGAUCGAUUGUAUUUAUUCUUUUCAAAUAAAGGAGCCCAAAACAAACCCUCCAGACAAACAUGUGUUCUUGUAAUUUAAUUAUAAUUUUAAUG
Molecule: messenger RNA, 2731 nt
Organism: Oryza brachyantha (malo sina)
Lineage: Eukaryota; Viridiplantae; Streptophyta; Magnoliopsida; Poales; Poaceae
Product: prolyl endopeptidase-like
Exons: 12
Coding region: 6-2318 (770 amino acids)
Biological process (GO): proteolysis
Cellular component (GO): cytosol
Molecular function (GO): oligopeptidase activity; serine-type endopeptidase activity
Source: RefSeq, a predicted model, not a curated record